This is a messenger RNA of Dothidotthia symphoricarpi CBS 119687, 573 nucleotides long. RefSeq lists its product as uncharacterized. The annotation marks the transcript as partial. The transcript is spliced from 2 exons. Lineage: Eukaryota; Fungi; Ascomycota; Dothideomycetes; Pleosporales; Dothidotthiaceae. The record is from RefSeq and is a predicted model, not a curated record.
UCCCUCGCCUCGUUCAAGUCCCCGACAACAUACCAUCUCCUCAGCUAUGGCACUCUCCUCGGCUCCACGCUCUUCCAGUCCUUCGUAAGCGGCAUCGUAGCCUUCCGCGUGCUCCCGCGCCCCCAAUUCUCCACGCUACAAAAGCACACUUUCCCAGUAUACUUCACGCUCCAAACCAUCACGCCCAUCGUAAUGCUGCUCACGCACCCCUCGGGACCACGACGCCUACUCUCAACUCUCCCCCUACUCAACUCCCUUGUCUCCCCGUCCGCAUCAGUCCUAGCGAGCAGCAAAGACUCACUGAGCGCGUGGCUCAUCGCUACCAUGGCUAUCACCGGGCUGCUGAACUGGGUCUACGUCGGCCCGAAGACGACGCAGGUCAUGGGGCUGAGGAAACAUCAGGAGACGAGGGAUGGGAAGAAGAGCUAUGAUGCUGGGCCGCAUAGUAAGGAGAUGCAGGCGCUUAACAAGCAGUUCGGUGUGCUGCAUGGUGUGAGCAGUUUGGUGAAUUUGGUGGGGCUGGUGGGUAUGGUGUGGUAUGGGGCUGUUUUGGGCGAUGGGCUGCGUUUGUAG